Oldenlandia corymbosa var. corymbosa is the source of this 2790-nucleotide messenger RNA. Lineage: Eukaryota; Viridiplantae; Streptophyta; Magnoliopsida; Gentianales; Rubiaceae. The record is from the annotation of a GenBank genome assembly.
UAAACCCCAAUCAACCAUUCUGAAAAAAAAAUCAAAAAAAAAAACUCUUCUAUUUGACGUUUGAAGAUUCUCAUUUCGGAAAUUAUCUGGAGAUGGUAGUCAUCAACGUGUAAUGGUAAUAUUCUGUCUAGAAUUUAUAUUUAUGUUUGUUCAUUGCUUUGUUUUUAUUUGUAUAAGACGUUCAUGACAGAAUUGAAAAGGGCUAUGCUGGAAACAAAAUCUCGAUGAUGGGAUGGGUUUAAAUCAUUGGUGUUUAGUUGUAUUGGGUUUUCUUUUUCGACUUAUAUGCGCAGAUGUUUCUAAUUUGACUUGACUUGAUUCUGUAUGAUCAAUUGAAGUGAUUGCUAUAAAGAGGAUCGGGGGAGUAAAAAAAUCACUUGGAUUAAGGUUUUGAUAAUCUGGGAGUUGUUUAAUAAACAAGAAUAUGAUGAUUCUGAGUUCUUAAACUUCUUAUUUGUGGCUGUCAGUAAUGGUGUUAUUUUGGUUCUGAACUUUCCUGCUGAAUUCAUUCCGUCCAAAUUGACUGAUUUGAAUAUUUGACUCUGGGUAAUCAAGUUCAUUCAUCGUUUUAAAGAAAUGUUAUCUUGAGGUUUGGAUAUCUCUCCUUUCAAAGAUCAAUAGUCAAUGUUGAUGCCCUUUGAGUCUUUCUCAUAUUGAGCUGAAAUGGAGAAGUUGUGAAUGUGUUAGGUUUGUGUCCGAUGAGUACGUUGAUUUACAAUGCUAAACUUCAUUGGAUCUACUUAGUGGGAUUUCUAGUGACAGAUUUGUCGCAUCGGCGAGAGACUGAUUUUCGUCAUGUAGUUGGCUAGGAAGUUUAAACCUGGGUGAGUAGCAACUAGCAAGUGUCUGAAGGCUAUGUUAUGAUAUUUCUUAGCUGUGUUAUUCAAUCGUGACCGAAGAAAUGGCGAAUUUGGCCCAUUCUACAUCUUUCUUUCCAGUGGGUGGAUUAUUAUCCCUUGACCGCCGCAGAAACUAUAACCAGUUUAAACUCCAGAAGCAAGUUCUGAGCAAGUCAAGUAAUCGUCUCGCUGUUUGCUGUUCAAGUACAUCACCAUGGGAACCUGCGCCUGUUACAUAUGCUCUUACCAAUGAUGCUGGGAGUAAUUUCUUGCACAAGACUGACAAUUUAUUCGAAACCUUGAAUUCGAAUCAAACAGGUGAAGUUGCAUUAGCAAACGCAAAAGAGGUCUCAGAUGCAAACCCUCAGCCAGUUGUGCUGUUUGAAUAUGUUAAAUGGACUGUGUGGCUUCUAGGUCCUGCUAUUCUCUUGGUCACAGGCAUGGUACCCACAUUGUGGCUACCAGUUUCAUCAGUUUUCCUUGGCCCAAACAUAGGCAGCCUUCUUUCUUUGACUGGGCUUGAUUGCAUAUUUAAUCUUGGUGCAUUUCUUUUCCUCCUCCUAGCUGAUACUUGUGCUCGCCCAAGAAACUUAAACCAUGCUUUCAGCAGCAAGCCUCCAUUUAGUUAUCAGUUUUGGAACAUGGUUGCAAAUGUAAUGGGAGUUAUGAUUCCUCUUUUGGUGAUGUUUGGUUCUCAAAAGGGUUUUCUUCAGCCAAUCCUGCCUUCAAUUUCGUUUUUGGUCCUCUUAGGCCCUUAUCUCCUCCUCCUGUCAGUUCAAAUAGUUACAGAAAUGCUGAUAUGGCACUGGCAAUCACCUGUAUGGUUGGUGACACCAGUUGUCUAUGAAUCUUACCGUUUGUUACAGUUGAUGAGGGGCUUGAAACUUGCAGCUGAGCUGACUGCGCCAUCGUGGAUAUUGCACACUAUUAGGGGGUUGGUUUGCUGGUGGGUGCUUGUUCUUGGCAUGCAACUGAUGAGGGUGGCUUGGUAUGCUGGUUUAACUGCUCGUGGUAGUAAACAGGAGACAGCUGUUUAUGUUGAUGAUACUUAGUUUGUUCGGAGAAGCUGUUUUUCUGGAUGCAUGAGGUAAUCGUAAGUGAACAAAUAAUUGCAGAUACUUGAUACAGAAUUCACUUGUAUAGCAUGUACACGAUAAAUAGAGUAGUGAAUGCAAUGUAUGGAUCUCUGGGUUUAAUAUACUACAAAUGUUCAUGAUCAUCUUUGGUCAAAGUAUCUAUUGAACUACUUUUAUUGCCUUAAGAAUGGAAAUUGAAAAGAGAGCAGAUGUACUUUUCCAAAGAUCCUGUAGCAAAAUUGGCAUUUCAGAUUUUUGCCACAACCACAAUGAGUUGUUGUCGAAAUGACAGAUUUUGUACAUCCUUUUCUUCUUUUGUUUUGCAUCUAAAGGUUCUUGACUGAUCUAGAUUUCACACUUGCACUCUAAAGUAGUGCUAAACUAUUACUCAUUCCGUUCCAUUUUAAUAGUUCCUUUUGUUGAAUUACUAAAGUAGGCGAAGGAGUAUUUGCCAACACAAUCACAGGCAAUGCUUUAGUGACUAAUUCUUAAAGUACGUUGUGGGCCAAAACACUGUAAAGCUCUGCAUCAUCAGCAAAACUUUGAUCUAAAAUGACAAAUUUGUUGAGAUGAUUGCUUGCUGUCAUACUAUAAAGCUGGUGGUAAUUAGAAGAAAGGAAGUUCACUGUACCAUAUGGUGGAACCCUUCAUCAUUCUAUAAUUCUGUCUUUAGCAGUACCUUUCUUCCUCAUUUUAGUCUUCCUUUUUACAUUGAAAUGAUGGGUAUACUUUUUCUUUUUGUUCAGAUGAUCAAUGAUUGUACACUUAUUUCUUCUCAUUCCACCAAUACACCGAUGUCUAUUGAGCCCUCUGGUUUGGAGGUUAAUGUGCAUUGAACAUCUUAGUAAACAUUUUGAAUUAAUCUUCUUCUGCCG